Solanum lycopersicum (tomato) is the source of this 776-nucleotide messenger RNA. RefSeq lists its product as uncharacterized. Gene Ontology annotation, cellular component: chloroplast stroma; chloroplast thylakoid membrane. Lineage: Eukaryota; Viridiplantae; Streptophyta; Magnoliopsida; Solanales; Solanaceae. The record is from RefSeq and is a predicted model, not a curated record.
AAAAAUAACCACUUCUAACAGCAAAAAAAAUAACAAAAACUAAAACAACAACAACAAAAAGAAAAAGGGUAAGACAAUUAGCCAUGUCUUCCUUAACAACCAAACAAUUUUUUCACAUAACACAUAAUUCUCAAGUGCAAAUUUGUCCAACUAGGUCUAUUCCUCCUUCAACUUUGUUCAUCACCAACACUAACAAUAGGUUGUUUAACCUCAGUGAGUUUUCAAAUUAUCAUAAUUUGAGUGUUGUGGUGAAAGCAAGUGGAGGAGAUGGACCUAAUGAUCAAGAUUAUGAAGAUGGGGUUUCUUUGGGAACAAUGAAAUUGCCAAAAGAUAUUGAUCUUGCUAGAUUUGAAACCCUACUUUUUCAGUGGGCUAACAGCCUUUGUCAAGGAGCUAUGUUGCCACUACCGGUGCCUCUAAAGGUUGAUAAAAUUCCUCGCGGAGCCAGAGUUUGUUUCAUUUCAGUUGAUGAUGCUCAAACUGAAGUUCUUGCAUAUAUAGACUGUAUGGUUUUCCCUGCAACUGAGACUUCACCUCCAAUAUUUCGAGCCAUACGAAAUGGACCCUCGAGAGAUAAGGCGCCUCCCGGUGAGCCAAGAAUCAUGAGAAGCCUCUUAGGUGCCCUUCAGAAGUCUGUUGAGAUAGCUAGUGUUUGAAAGUUGGGAACAAUUUUUUGUAUAUUUUUACAAAACUUCUCUCUUUCAACACUCUUUUUUAUGUAUAAAGAACAUUUCACUUCUUUAAAACUCAAUGAAAACUUUAUUACAAGUGAAGAA